This is a messenger RNA of Symbiodinium sp. CCMP2592, 3198 nucleotides long. The record is from the annotation of a GenBank genome assembly. NCBI's taxonomy places the organism in Eukaryota, Dinophyceae, Suessiales, Symbiodiniaceae.
AUGCAUGCAGACGGUCACACUGUCGCGGCGCAAAAGAGGCCUGUCAAGAUUAGUGUGCUGACGCUCAAUACCGAGUUGGCAGAGCACUCUCGCACGUCACGCUGGGUCGAUGCUUUGCGGCUUCUCCGGGAGCGGUCUUCUAAUGUCCAGCCUGACAUCAUCUCGAUUGGAGCUGUGGUCCAUGCGCUGGGGCGCGCCCUCCGCUGGCAUCUCUGCCUGUCACAGCUGAGAGAGGCGAGCUCUGAAGCCCUGCUUCCCAACACCAUCGUGGCGAAUACCGCCAUCACUUGCUGUGGGCAAAGCUCCAGAUGGCAAGUGGCAGCUGCAAUUUUCGACGGCGGCAUUCCGCAGUUGAAGCGGGAUCUGGUUUCAGGUAAUGCGCUGGCGACUGCUUACCAGCGUGCAAGCCGGUGGCAUUCAUCCUGUGGCGUGCUCUCGCUGCUGCCAGCCCUUUCAAUUUUCCCUGAUACGGUGACGCACAAUGCGGCACUGGCUGGCCUGGUUGGAAGGUGGCAACAAGCAGGGAGCCUGCUGCGGCGCAUGGCUCGUGCUUUGCUCCAGAAAUCGGUGGUCAGCCUUGGUACGCUGGUUACUGUCCAUGGCGAUUCAUCGCGCUGGCCAGCUGCCCUUGUCCUGGCAGGGCAGCUCAGGGAACAAGCUUUACAGAUCACCACGACCAUCUGCAAUGCGGUGAUCAGCGCCUGUGAGGAAGGAAGCCUCUGGGCUCGCUCCACCAGCUUGCUCUCGUCGUUUGCGCUGCUGUGCCGGCCCAGCCUCAUCACCCUGGCGGCCCUGAGCAGCACACAUGGCAAGGCCGAUGUGUGGCAGAGUUCCACUGCCAUUGUGCACUCCAUGCUUGGCGAGCAUCUCGGAGCUGAAGGCUCUCUCUUCCGUUCGGCUGCAACGGCUUGCUACAAUGCUGCUCUGAGCGCUGCCGGCCGCGCACGACGUUGGGCGGCCUCCCUGGGCCUCGCUGCGGGGCUCCUGGAGAGGCGCCUGACACCGAGUGCCAUCACUCUCAACUCCCUCGCUGCUGCUUGCGCAUCCAGUGUGGAAGGGGAGGCACGGGCCGUUUCCUUGAUGGCUCGCCUCUCAGAAGAUCAUCUUCGGGCGGACAACUUUUGGUACAAUACCUUGAUCACCUCGGCCACGCGCCGGAAGGAGUGGGCUCGGGCCUUGGUGUUGCUGUCCCAGCUACGAGAAGGUGGGCUCAAGCCUGAUGCCAUCGCUUGCCGCGCCAGUCUGAGCAGCUGCAAGGUACGACAAUCUUGGCCGGCGGCGUUGUCUCUGAUGGCUGCUUUGGCUAGCUUCUCUGUGCCGGAGGAAGAAGCCAGCCUCAGCAGCUUCCUCGACUGCUUGGACGACUCUUGCGCCUGGCAAGUAACCGGAUCGUUGCUGAGCCGAUGGGGAGCGAUGGGGCGGCUGCCAGAUACCGUGGCCAUAAACGCGGCCCUGGGGACCUGCACAAGAUGGCGGCACUGGCUGCCUGCGCUGAAGCAUCUGGAUGUGCAUCGCCGGUGCUUGGAUGUCAUCACCUGCACCUCUGCCAUUGCAGCCUGCGCUGGGCGGCACUGGCGGCCGGCCUUGGCCUUGGCUGAGGAGCUGCGCCUUCAAGGCAUCCGAGCAUCGCGGUUGACCUACUUGGCUGCGAUGGAGUCUUUUGGCCCUGUCAACUUGUGGUCCGACGAGUGCAAAGAUCGCUCCAGGAGCAGGAACGGGUCAUGGACUACUUGGCCAUGGGCUUUGCGCUUGGCCCAACAGGCGUGCAACCUGGAGCCGUGCCCCGGUGGUGGGGAAGCCGCGGCACCUUGCGCCGCCUUUGGAGCCUGUCCAUCGACGGUGGUCCGAGCGCCUGUGGGGUUAGCCAUGGGCAAGCGAGCGUCCAAAGCCGACGCCAGCGUGGCACAGGCCGGCCUACAGGAUUUCGCUGCAGCCGUACAGAGGCAGCUCCGAGAGAAGCAGCGCUUGAUUCGCACCUUCGACGUUGGCGGCACAGGCGUGAAGACGGGCCUUUUCACUGCGACAGCUUUGCAAGCUUUCUUCGAGAGCUCUGCUGGAGGCCCUCAGAACGCCGUGCCUGAAGAAGCUGCAGAGCAGGGCCCAGCGCAGUAUGUGGAGCUCGAGUGGGUGGAGCGGCCCACACAGCUUGGACAGGCACCGGGAGAGGAUGGCUUUGAUGCCUGGUUGGAGGAAGCGCUUCCUCGAUUAAGGCAGGAGAAGGCAAAUGCCAAUGUUGUGUUUGGCGUCUCCACUGCCGGGGAUGUGGAACAUCGCACCGGCAUACUCCACGACUGGUGGUCUGCUGGCGGCCAUCCACGGCAGUGGGACGACUCGAGGCCUGACCCCCAUGUGGCGGACCUCAUGGGUCUUCCCAGAGACCGGACAUUCAUUCUCCACGACGGCGCAGCCCACUUGCUGGGCUGCAGCCGGCAGAUUGUGCCCAUACCUCGGCUGGCUUGCCUUUCUGUUGGAACCGGUGUUGGCUUCGGCAUCUCCGACGAGGACGGCGCAGUUCUGGAUCCGUUCUCCCCGGCAGGAUCGCGAAGUCACUUGCUGAAUGGUGUCCCACUCUCAGGUGCACCGUAUCGGGGCGUUUGGCGAAGCUGGGUGGAACAAACAGAUCACGUUGACGAUGUCGAGAAGGUCAUGGUCCGUGAGUUCGCGGGCAUGGGGCGGCCAUGGAACAUGCCCUGGGUGAGCCUGGUGUUGGGUCGACGGGGCAUGGAGCUCGCAGAAGCAGCCUUUGGUUGCCAGCCUCCUCAACCUUUUGAAGAGGAGACUGACGAAGGCCGACAAGCCGCGCCAGCCAACGAUGCUGCGCGCAAGCCGGCAAGCACUGCCUACGCCAACCAGUGGCUGCACUUCCUGAACACUCAGUUCCUCCCGCAAUGCUGCAGUGGAUCGCGGAGACAUCGAGCUGAUCAUAUUUGCUUCGGCGGGCUUGUGGCAGAGACGAAUUGGGCAUCAUUGCAAGAGGUGAUCGUUGGCCCAGACUCCUGUGUUCUACCUUUGCCGGGUGCAACGGAGGUGCCUGCCGGAAACGCCAAGCGUGGCAGGACCUCCAAGACCGCAGCUGCAGCAAAAUCGCAAGCCGUGCGGGUACUGCCGCCGGCUCCCCAUGGUUCGGGGCUCAUAGGCGCGGGACUCUACGCCUUGGCGGGCCUCGGACGAGCCGAGAUGGGCAUCUGGAGCAGAUGA